UUCCCCGUUCUCCAAAAAGGCUUUCAAGCGUUUUCUUCAGCCAAAUUCCAUCCGGACAUGGCAAGGGCGCUGCAGCCCACUCCAGAUGGGCCUUUGCAAAGGGGAGGGGGGAAAUCCUUGCUAGCUUCUGUCGGGCCUAGUAGGGAAGCCGGGCGGUAGGAAAAGGAGGAGGGAUGAAAAGUCCAGAAGCCCUUGCUAAACCGUUCACUGUGUAGCAGCUGGAGCUUUCGGGGAGGUGGGGGGGAGUGCGGCAAGGCCAGGCCAGGCCUGCUCUGCUCUGCGGUGCUCCCGGCAAGCAACAGCAGGAUGGAUGCUGCCCUUGUUUUGAAGGCAACGUCAGAUUGUGGCGAUUAGGCGGCAACGUUGCUGGAAGUGGAGAGUCGGGGGAAGGAGCCCGCACCCGGCUUGUUAGACGUUCUGCGGCCUCCGGGCCAGAACAGAAGGCGGCUGUUGGGCCUCUGCCGCGGCAGCGGCUGCCGAGAAAAGGAGGAGGAGCAGGAGGAGGAAUGGCUGCCAUUUUGGAGAACAAGGCCAUGGAGGGCUUGGCUGACCCCAUUGUUGCUGUGUUUACUUCACAGGUUGAUGCCCGCCUCACAGAAUGGAUCAGGCCUGCGAAGUCAGCAGGAGGGGCUGCCUGCUCUCUUUCGCCACUCCCUUGGGGCUAGACGCGCUGGAGGAGGACGGGGACAGCAGCCCCUACGUGGGGGAGGGUCGGAGCGGUAGCCCCGAGCUCCCUAAUGGGGGCCCCGCGGGGGUUCCUCCAGCAGCGUCCGAGGUUGCAUUCGGCCAAGACCCUUAUAUCCCACUGCGCAGGCUGCAGGAUUUGGCCUCCAUGGGCAAUGCUGAAUAUUUCAAUGGCUCAAAAGAUGGCUCUGAUUCCUUGCAGGAGCUGGAAAUGAACGACUCUAGCCGGGACUCCCUGGAGCUUUGCAGUUCGUCGUUGUCGUUAGAUGGCUCCAGAGACUACCCUCUGCAGGAUUCUGCCAGGAUUCUGGAUUUUGACUCUUUCUCUUCAUCCGAGGAAGACAAGGAGGUGGAUUCAGAAGCCUCAUUCAUCACAGCUGAGGAAGAAAUUCACUUGAGGAUGGAAAAUAGAGCUGCAGCCACCUGCAGUAAGGAAACCAACUCUGAAAACAGGGCAGACCUCCAUCUAGGAGACUGUCUAGAAAUUAGACCCAAUGAGACCAUUUCUGCCCUCUUAUCAACCCCGGUUUCUUCUCCAGAGCAUGUACAAAAUAAUUCUUACCAAGAGUCUGCUAUAGGGAGCAGGACUGAGAAAACUGAUCUACCCUCAAUGCCUUAUUUACCUGGAGAUGCUGAUCUGAGAAAAGAAAACCAAUUCAGUCUCAUGAAAGUAUCUGAAAAGGAAGAUCCAAAUCCGACUCCCAUCACCUUAGAAAACUUGAUAGAAAGGCUUGAAUCUUCAAUUACUGCAAACCCACCAACUCCAGGAUUACCAUCUGUAAGCAGCCAUGGGGGUCGAACCAAGAAGAAACCUGCUCCAGUGAAAUAUGAAGCUGGAGAUCUUGUAUGGGCCAAGUUCAACAGACGUCCUUGGUGGCCCUGUAAAAUUUGUCAUGAUCCUGUAUUAGAUACUCAUUCAAAAAUGAAAGUUACUAACCGCAAGCCAUACCGAGAGUAUUAUGUGGAAGUAUUGGGUGAUCCAUCUGAAAGAGCCUGGGUAGUAGGAAAAUCUAUUGUGAUUUUUGAAGGAAGACAUCAGUUUGAAGAACUUCCUGUCCUUCGGAGAAGAGGCAAACAAAAAGAGAAAGGUUACAGGCACAAGGUUCCUAAGAAAUUUAUGGCUAAAUGGGAGAUCAGUGUCGGCCUUACUACUGAAUAUCUUAAGCAGAAUGGCAUGAAAAAAUGUAUCCGGACUUCUGGCAAAUUGGAUAGCGUCCAUUUAAUGGGAUCAUAUAAAAAGGAUUCCUUAAACGAGCAGAGCAGGCAUCUGAAUGGAUAUUUGAAACCAUUAGCAUUUGAUUCUAAACAUUUGUCCCAUGUUAAAGGGAAACUACUCACUAAAUCACAAAUGAGGAAGAACUCCGAUGCAAGGAAGGGGAAUAGAAUAAAAAAAUGUAGCAUUAAGGGAGAGUGUGAAGGGGAAAUGCCAGUGAGCAAAGUUAAAAAUACAAUUUCUGAAAACAUGCCAGAUAAGCAGGCAUCUCAUGAACUUUGCAGAGCAGCGGAAAGCCUUAUAGGUUCCAAAUGUACUGUGGAAAACUAUUUGCUGUCUUCUUUUGGAGAAAGACAAUUUGAAAAUAAAUCUAAGAAAGCAGAAUGCAACAUCUCUCAAAGAGACUGCCAGCUUGAAUCCCCCAAAAUAGAUUUGAAGAAAAUGAAAAGCCCCUCAGGCUUCAUGUCCAGUUCAACACAACAGCAGCCAUAUUCUGGAACUGAUGAUGGAAAUGAGAGGAAAAAAGAAAUGGACUCUGAUGGUAUCUGCGAUCUAGAGCCUUUUGACCAAAGUAUUGCAGCAGCAUAUAGAGAUCUAAAAAUUUGUGACUCUAUAAACAAAACAGGAAAGGAACUGUCUUUGGGACAAAGAAGCAUUAAACGUCCUGUAUCUUUCUCAAAAAGUAAUAAUAGAAACCAGACACCCCUGGAAGACUCUUUGGAUAGGAAUGCCAAUGUUGAAACAGGAGGUGAGCAAUUCCAGCAGCCAUCCUUUGAAGCUGAGAGGAAGGCAUCUGCUUACAGGAAGGACAAUCUUACCAUUGUAGAUAAGCACACUACACUCCAAAGCAAAGGGUUUACAAGUCAUGUGGAUAUUAAACAGUUUCAAUUCAGAACUAUAAAAUGCAAACAUAAAGGAUCUGCUGCUGCUGCCGCCGCUGCCACCACAGAAUCAUCUCUUAGGAAAGACGAAUGUAUCCCUGACUGCUGCUUUUCUACUACCAAAGGUGCUCCUGGGUUUCAACUAGAUACAUCUGCCAAAAGUGGGAAGCUUGAUGGGUCUAAACUGCCAAACAGCACUAGAGAGAAAUCUCAUGAUUCUGCUGAAAUAGAAACAGCUGUUGUGAAACAUGUACUUUCUGAACUGAAAGAGCUAUCCUAUAGGUCCAUGAAUGAUAAAGACUGUGGGCCACCCAAGACUGCAGUGCCCUUACUCUUUUCAUCUGUCUCGGGGCAAAAUCACUUGCCUAUUGAGCCUGAUUAUAAAUUCAGCACCUUAUUAAUGAUGUUGAAAGAUAUGCAUGACAGUAAGACAAAAGAGAAACAGAUCAUGACUUCGCAGAAUAUUGUCUCCUAUAGAAAUUCUAGCAACGGUGAAAGUGCUGGAAGUAAUACUCCGAGUGAUUUGACAUCUUUGACUACAAUGGGAGCAACUCCUAAAAUAGAAAAAAAUCAAGAUAGUGUUCAAGAACCAGAAUGCCAUAAACCCAAAGAAGGUCAGUCCUCUUUUUCACAUGAUAUCACAACCAAGUUGAUCAGUCCUGGUGCUAAAAAAAGGGAACCCACAAAUAUGGCUGUUGCUGAUACACACUGCACCGCAAGGCGCAGCUAUCCAAAAUCUAAGCAACUAUCUAAGCUAAUAGUUAACACAACAUCAAAGAGCAAAUCAUUAAAACAUUUAUUCAGUACAGCAAAGAGAGUGUCCCACCAGCAUAGAGCUACCCUAAGCUCAGUUGCUAGAUCUCUAGACAAAACCCAGGAAGAUUUUGCAAGGAAAGUACCUUGGGAGUUAAUCCAACACUCUCCUGGUGAAGACUCUUCAAGUUCCUCUGAUGGCAGUUUAGUUCAUGUAAAAAUGAAGUCAGAAUCUGGUAAAAAGAAAGAGAGCUACAGGCCCUCUGAAAAUGGGGAGUGCCUAGAGUUGGAAACAGGACUGAAUAGAGAAGGCUCCAUGGGGGAUGAGUCUAAAGAUGUAAGCCACGUAGCACCCAAAAAGCGAUGGAAGCGUUUUAACCAAAGCAGUUCUAAAGCUGUUGUAAAUGCAGAGAAGAAGCGCCUUAGAAAACCAAGCAAGAGGCUUCUGGAAUAUGCAGAGGAAUAUGACAACAUAUUUGCAUCAAAGAAGAAGAAAAAGAGUCAGGAAUCAUUUCAAAAGACAAGUUCUCUGGAAAAGUCUGAAACCAAACAGAAAAGCAGCAUUGAGAAACAAGCAUGUAAUAAAUCUCUUGAGCAGAAGCCCUUGGACUCGGUUUCAUCAGCUUCGUCAUCAAAAGAAUCUCCUCCAGUCCUUGAAGCCGAGCGUCCUUUGUCAGAGGAAUCUGAUGCCCAGUCCAGGGAACCCAGAUUAGAAAUGCCAGUUUUGACGUUAUCUUCACCAGAUGUGUUGGAAUCUGUUGCCUCUGCUCCAGAUUCUCAUUCACAGGGAGAAGAACCAAUAGUGAAACCAGGAAGCUUUGAGAGUAAGCGCCAGCGAAAGCCAACAAAAAAGCUCUUAGAAUCCAAUGAUUUGGAUACAACAUUUAUACCAAAGAGAGAGUGGACCUCUAUAAAGAAGUUUCCUGAGGCUGGUCCUUUGGAGACUGAAAUGCCUGAGUUUUAUUCCACAUCUCGGCUUUCAAAUGCUGUGGAAGCUCCUGAAAAGGUUCCUGGGAAACAGAGGAAGAGAAAGAGGCAGCGCCGUAGCUUGGCAGCAACUCCCUGUAAAAAAGAAAAGAGUGACAAUACUCAGGAGGAAACUCCAAACACGGAGGGUGACAGAUCUCAUGGAAUAGCUGGAAGCCCGAAGGAAACUACUGAGGAAGGUUCUGAAAAUGAUCCUGGGUUGCCUUCGUCCAAAAAGUUGCAGGGGGAACGAGGUGGAGGAGCUGCUCUCAAGGAGAAUGUGUGUCAGAUCUGUGAAAAGCCAGGUGAAUUGUUGCUGUGUGAAGCUCAGUGCUGUGGUGCUUUCCACCUGCAGUGCCUCGGGCUCUCAGAAAUGCCGAAGGGCAAGUUUAUCUGCACUGAGUGUUCCACAGGAGUUCACACGUGUUUUGUAUGCAAGAAUAGUGGGGAGAAUGCAAAGCGUUGUUUACUUCCUCUGUGUGGCAAAUACUAUCAUGAAGAAUGUAUACAGAAAUAUCCUCCCACAGUCAUGCAGAACAAGGGCUUUCGCUGCUCACUGCAUAUCUGUAUGACAUGCCAUGCUGCUAACCCAGCUAAUAUUUCUGCAUCUAAAGGUCGCUUGAUGCGUUGUGUGCGGUGCCCUGUUGCAUACCACUCAAAUGAUUUCUGCCUUGCUGCUGGGACAGUGAUUCUUGCUUCCAACAGCAUUAUCUGCCCCAAUCAUUUUACCCCGCGAAGGGGCUGUAGAAACCAUGAGCAUGUAAACGUCAGCUGGUGUUUUGUUUGCUCAGAAGGUGGUAGCCUUUUGUGCUGUGAGUCGUGCCCUGCCGCAUUCCAUCGGGAGUGUCUGAACAUUGACAUGCCAGAGGGGAGCUGGUAUUGUAAUGAGUGCAAGGCUGGCAAGAAGCCACACUAUAAGGAAGUGGUCUGGGUGAAAGUGGGGCGUUACAGGUGGUGGCCAGCUGAGGUUUGCCACCCUAGGACCAUUCCUAUCAACAUUCAGAAGAUGAAACAUGUCAUUGGUGAAUUCCCUGUUCUUUUUUUCGGAUCAAAUGAUUACCUUUGGACUCACCAGGCUCGAGUGUUUCCUUAUAUGGAAGGAGAUGUGAGCAGCAAGGAUAAGAUGGCAAAGGGAGUGGAUGGCAUUUAUAAGAAGGCUUUACAGGAAGCUGCUGUAAGAUUUGAAGAAUUAAAGGCACAGAAAGAACUGCGUCAGCUACAAGAAGACAAAAAGAAUGAUAAGAAACCUCCACCAUACAAACACAUUAAGGUAAACAGGUCUGUGGGCAAAGUGCAGAUCUUCACAGCAGAUUUGUCUGAAAUACCACACUGUAACUGCAAGCCUACAGAUGAAAACCCCUGUGGCUUGGAUUCAGAGUGUAUUAAUCGCCUGCUGCUCUACGAAUGUCAUCCCGCGGUUUGCCUAGCUGGAGAACGCUGCCAAAACCAGUGUUUCACCAAGAGACAGUAUCCAGAAGUAGAAAUUGUCCGUACUUUAGCACGUGGCUGGGGUUUGCAAGCUAAGAGAGACAUUAAAAAGGGUGAAUUUGUGAAUGAGUAUGUGGGAGAAUUGAUAGAUGAAGAAGAAUGUCGGGCCAGAAUCCGCUAUGCUCAAGAACAUGAUAUCACCAACUUUUACAUGCUGACUUUGGACAAGGAUCGAAUAAUUGAUGCUGGACCAAAGGGCAAUUAUGCUCGAUUCAUGAACCAUUGUUGCCAGCCAAAUUGUGAGACACAAAAGUGGUCAGUGAAUGGAGAUACUCGUGUUGGGUUGUUUGCCCUUGUAAAUAUUAAGGCAGGGACCGAGCUGACUUUUAAUUACAACUUGGAAUGUUUGGGGAAUGGGAAAACGGUGUGCAAGUGUGGAGCACCAAACUGCAGUGGCUUCCUUGGAGUACGACCAAAGAAUCAGCCACCUGCUACAGAAGAGAAAUCUAAGAAAUGUAAGAGGCGGCAUGGGAAGCGCAAAUCACAGACGGAAGUCACAAAAGAGCGGGAAGAUGAAUGUUUCAGUUGUGGAGAUGGUGGGCAGUUGGUUUCCUGUAAGAGACCAGGCUGCCCCAAAGUCUACCAUGCUGACUGCCUCAAUCUGACUAGGCGACCUGCAGGAAAGUGGGAAUGUCCUUGGCAUCAGUGUGAUGUGUGUAACAAAGAUGCAGCCUCCUUCUGCGAGAUGUGUCCCCGAUCAUUCUGCAAACAGCACCGGGAAGGCAUGCUGUUCAUCUCCAAACUGGAUGGACGCCUGUCAUGCACAGAACACGAUCCUUGUGGACCUAACCCUCUAGAGCCAGGAGAGAUUCGUGAGUAUGCGCCUUCCACAGAAUCAGCAGCUGGCUGCCAAAACACUCAGCCAUCAGACCAGCAGCCUGCAGCUACAGGCCCGAAAUCUCAGUCCUCAGAGAGGCUUCCUCUGACUGUGUCUCUGAGGCUACAAUCCUCAGAUAAACCACCUUCCUCUUCAUUGGCUCUGAGGCUACAGUCCUCAGACAAGCCGCCUUCCUCGGUGGCCCUGAAGCUACAGCCCUCAGAUAAACCACCCUCUACAAUGGCACUGCGGCUUCAACCAGCAGACAAACUGCCCUCCACCCUGGCCCUGAGUUUAAAGCCCUCUGACAAAUUGCCCUCCACCCUGGCCUUGAGGUUCAAGCCUUCAGACAAACUAUCCUCUGCCCUGGCCCUUAGACUGCAGUCAUCAGACAAGCCACUUUCGGCAGUGGCUCUUAGGCUACACCCCUCAGAGAAGUCAGCACCCACAGUGGCCCUCAGGCUGCGGGCCUCAGAAAAGCUAGCUUCCCCUGGGGCCCGGAAGGGGCAACCCCCUGAGAAGCUGUCCCCCGCCAUAGUUUGGGAGGAACAGUCCUCUGGCGCCACUGAGGAAAAGCCAUCUGUAUCUGAGACAACAGCUGCCCUAGAGACGCCCAGGAAUUCAGACCCAUCACCGAUGGGUGCUUCCCAGCCCCUAUUGCUAGAUAAGCGCCCCACCACCCCACCGCCCCAUGGGCAGGUAGUGGAUAGAGCUGCAGAACCUGACUCUCUGAGGCCUGAGCCGCAGGGCAGGGCCAUUUCUAUGGGGCCGCUGCCUCAGCCUUCAGGGAAGGCGGCCCCUUCACUGAGCCUGAAGCCGCAGCCGCCAGUCAGACCUGUCACCCCAGUAGCCCUGAGGUCUAAGCCGUCAGAGAAGCUAGUCGCUCCGACCGGCUCACCGCCUCAGACACCCAGCAGGCUGCCUACCCCUGUGGACACUCUGCCUGUACCAUCUGACAAGCCUUCUACUGCCGCGGGCCUGAGGCCUCAGCUCUCAGACAGGCUUCCUGCCCCACUAAACCCCAGGCCUUUGCUUUCAGAGAAAGCACUGCGGCCAGUCGACCAGAAUGCUCAACCCAAAGAAAGAGGCUUUGUGACUGUGGAGCAGAACCCUCAGCCGAAAGAAUGGACAUCUGUAUCUGGCGAGCAGUCUUGUCGGCCAACGGGGAAAUGUCCACCCUUCCCAGGGCAAACCUCCUGUCCGCUAGAGAACUUGCAAAUGCACGAAAAGACCUCUUGGCUUAGUGCAAAAGGGCUGCCAUCCGUGGAGCAAUCUUUUUGGACAGCUGAGAAACUGCAGUCUCCUGAGCACAGUCUCUGUCCAGGCCAAGAAGCAAUAUCUGCACCCUCCACGGAGCAGACAUUUUGGUCAACAGAGAGAUUGUCUGCAUUCGAACAACCCCCUUGGCCUGGAAGGGAAGCUCCACUACCUUCUGGGCAAACUUCAUGGCUGACCAGAAACAUUCAGACAUUGGAGCAGAUCUCUUGGCUCUCUGGGAAAACACAAACACCUGUGGGGCAGGGCAUCUUGCCUUUGUCUGAGCAAAAUGUGGUGCUAGGACUGGACCAGGACUCCCCUGGCCACGAACCUCCUGAGUCUAAAUCUAAGUGAAGCCAGUUUGAGGCCAGACGGGUCACCUAUUUGUUUUGAUUGGUUUUUUAAUUGUAUGGGAAAGGAUUGUUUUUGCUUGUUGUUUUCUUUUUAAUCACUUCCCCAGUUUCUUAACCUCCAGCAACAUCCUGCUCAAGCUAUACAGACGUAUUUUAACUAAAUCUCUAUGAUGCCCAAUCAAGGAGCAAGAAUGUAGGUGGUCUUUACCUUCAUUUCGCAUACAAUAAUGCUGAAAUAAAGGAAUCCACUUGGGAUAAAAUAUUUAAUUCCAUUAAUCAGUUCACUCAUUUUGUGAGUCUGAAUCUAGGAACAGACUUGGAUUCCUAGAUUAUUCCCAUGUAGCUCCAAAGAAAUAGUUUGUUAUCAUAACAAACUUCACACUGGCCCCCUCGUAUUUCCAAAAUGUUAACUAACGAACCCAUAUAUUGAGGGCACACAUGGAAAUGCAGCAGGUUUUUAGUCCUUAAUUUUCAUUCCUUGCAGUCUUAACUGCUGUCAGGGUGGAACUUUUCCAAUGCAGGUGCUUUUUUAAAAAUACUUGAAGUUAGUUGAGGCCCUCAGUUCUGCAGAACAGAAGAACGUGCCUCAAUGAACCUAGGUCUUACAGCGGGAGUAUUGAGAAAUACUAUCUGGUAGAUUCUUUGGGACUUCAAUCUUUAGUGCAAUGGCACUAGAGCUCCCUUUUCAACAGAAUUUUGACCACUAAAGACAUGAGCAGGUUAGAAAAAUAAGUACAUUAUUUGUCUAGCUUUUCAGUGCAGCAUUGCUGUGUUGGAUUUUGUUUUCUUUUUACAGUUUGUUCACCAAAGUCAUCUUGUAGCAAACUGAUAGUCAGUGUGGACAAAUGAAACUAAUUUUCUUCUUUUCCAUGACAAAUCUGCUUAAAAAUAAUGUUUGCAUUAUGUAUGGGUGUAUUUCUAAAUUAUAAGCUAAUUCAGAAAACUAAACAGUUGAUGACCUAUAUGAGAAGAAAUGUUCAAGAUGAAAAGUUAGUAUUACUACCGGUAUUCUGAUUAGUGUCUAGCUUAGCAAGCCUUUCAUAUUGUCUCCUGCAACACUCCCACACCCCACCUACAGAAAAUUGACUUGAAUUUAAUGGGGCAACCCUAAGGUGUCCUGUUGUUUAAAGAGAGAGAUAGCUAAGGUUAUAGUUCUCACACUGGAACAUGAAGAGCUCUAGCCCUUGCUGGAGGUUCUUGUUCUUUUUUCUUUAUUUUCCAGUUAAUGCAACAUUUUAGUCCCGACUGGUGGUUAGGUUGGUAAUACUAUCUUUCCAUUAAGGAGAAGCAUUUAGUAUUACAUACAGAGGCAGAUAUGUUAUCUGCACCACAGAAAUAUAGCUUGUGUGGUACUGAUGGUGGUUUCUUUAAACUGUAGCUGGGGAAUCAAAUAAAUUAUUACUUCACCCUGUAUAUGGCGAUAUUAUUCAUUCUGCAGGGCCUUCACAUAUAUAAUAUGGCUUCCAUUUCAUACUACAAAAUCAGCAAACUAUUUGACCAUUUUUAGAUUGCCACCCUAUUCUAUUUGCCUGGGCAUCUAAACUCUCACAGACUGCUAAGCUCCAGUUUGAAGCAAAAACUUUUUGAAUAGCUCCCAUUUGGUCCUUUCUAGAUGUUCACAUUUUGGCACAGAGCAGAAAUUCUAACUCUGUCCCAACCUAGAGCCUCUCAUCUUGGAAUAGAUAACUCUGGGGUAUUCAGGGCCUGUAGGCAAUCGGCAAUGUUGCAGUGGCAGUUCAAAUUCAGAUCCAUUACCUUUUUUCAAUGUUGGCUUUCCACAAUGACAAUAGCAACUCGGCACUGCGAAAUAUUCCCUACCUGGUUGUGCAUCUCAUCUUCUCUGAUUCAUUUCAUUCUCUCCAAGUACAGCUAAUGACUUUGUAAAAAGCAUUAUGACUAAAUGGAACCUUAGUGCUUAAAGUUGGUUUUCCUUGAACACCUGCAGGCCGAGCGCUGCUAAUUGCUGAAAAUGGCGAAAUGCAAACACCUUUUGUUUCUGCGUGACUCCUGCACAAAAGGAAACAGGACAGUUCUUCUGAAUGAGACAGAUACAAGAAACCAAGGGCAUUUUACCAAAACUUUUUAAAAUGAAAAGACCCACCCUUUUGAACAAUCAAGCAAGUCAAGCCAAUCACGAGGCUCAGCAUAUUAAACAUUUCUCAUGUGGAAACAAAAUGAGGCUCUAAAUUUUAUGUCUCUAGGCCUUCCCGUGAACUGGACUUUAUCAUGUAGAUUGUGUGUUUAGGGCUUCCUUUGUGCCAGCCCCUGCCCUCCCUUCACAGCUGUACUUGUAAGAAGAGAGAUAUCUGCACUGCUUUAUCCAACUUGGUUCUUGCAAUGUCAUGUGUUUUAACUAGGUAUUUGUUUCAUGGGAAAAAAAAUAAACUGUGAAUAUUUUUGGUGGAGGCUAUUUUAAAUCUUUAAAACUCAAAACUUUUUAUUUUGAAUUUUUUUGUUCAGAUUCCUAGGGAUCAUAUAGGUGACUGUUAAGAACUGGGAUUUAUGUAGCAGCACAUUCUGAAUUUUUGGCUAGGAACUCGAUUGAACCAAUUUAAACUUUUCAAGUGGUAUUUCAAAACAAUUGCCCAGUGACUUAUUUAAUAUUACACCUUUCCUCUUUUCAGUCUCCUUAAACUAAACUUGCUUAAAGUACAAAGCUGUUAACUGAACUAAGCAAUGAAAUAGAACACAUUGCAAAAGUAUAGCUGGAGCAACUUGAAUAUUUUAUCAAACACAACAGACCUCUCCAAGUCCAGAGGUUAAUGUCCAGUUCAUUAAGCGAAGUGAAGAAACUUCAGGAAAAUAUGAGGCAUAAGGAGGAAUCACCCCCCAGGUCUUGGUUAGCAUAAGGUAAGAAGUUGCAGUCUCUAUAACCAGAUGAUCACAUGAGGCAGGAAAUUCUUCGUUAGAAGGAACUGGUCAAAUAGAGAAUGCCAUCAGUCCAAAAGAAAGGAGCAAAUAAGGGUUGGAGAACAUAGCUGAUAAGAGUUGAAUUUCCAGGGGCUAAAAUACUCUUGAAUUUAAAGUUAUUUGGGCGUAUUUUCUCUGCUGUUGAGUAGUGGUAUCUUGCUGGAAUUGUGGGCAAAGUGAUGCACCUAUGUGCAAAUAUUUUAUUUUGCUGUCAUGUUUAUUUUAGACAGAAAAUAUGGUCUAUAAUUAAGAGUCUGGUCUAGGGUCAUGCAAUUUUUGUAGUCUGAGAUAAUAUUUUGCCUUUGAAAAAUAGGCCAAGAAGGCAUAUUCCAAAAAUUAAAAAGAUUGGGAAAUUGAGAACAAUCUGGACUAGAAUUUAAUGUAAAUACAUACAUACACACAUACAUGCAGUGUGCAUUAUACAGUUCAGGUGACUGUAUAGAACUGUAAAGAAUAUAAUUUGUGCCUCUCCUUUUUCCAAACAUUUUAUCUAAGCUUUUGAGAAGGGAGAAGUGAACCUUAAAGCCUGCAGGUGCCUAGAUCUGUUCAAAAACUCAUGAAGCUGUUAAAAGGUUUAUUUUUUAAUAUAUAGGCUACUUGUGGGAAGUGUACAGUGUAAAACUAAAUUGAGGGCACUCCUUGGUCAGUCUUGUAAUAGUUACAAGUUAAACAAAAGUUUAUUUCCCAGAGGCUUGAAUGGGGCUUGUUGAAACAAUAGAUAUAUACAUGAUCAUGAUAAUAUUGAAGUAUAUGGAGAAUUCUGGCCAGUACAGUUCAGUAAUGUGCUGCUAAUCAUUCCAUAUUUCAUGCUUUUCUGUACCAGUUUUCUGCAUUUCUCUGCAGAUGCAGAUGAUAAAUUGACUGCAAGUCCUUUAAUUUAGGAUGUAUAGUUUCAAAAUGUGGGCAUAUUUUUAAUUAAAAAUGGGAAUUUAAAAUUAUAUGUAAUAUUCUGCAGCAUUCAUAUGCUUAUGUUCAAUUUUAAAAGUCUGUCCUCCAAAUGCACAUAAUUACUAAUGACCUACAUAAAAAGAAUUUAUUCCCCUUGUGUUGAUGAGAUUUUACAGUGUGGUUGAAUUCCUUGAAAUGUACAAAGCUGUCGAAAUUAGAUACAACCAGGGUUGACCAUUUAAGAACAUUGCAUUACAGGAAUUGAGAUAAUAUUCACAUCCAAGAUCAAGAUGUAUUAGCGUAUUCAAAUAUUGACAGAAAGUUACACUAAAUAAUGGGCACAUUUCUGUCUCCUUUUCUAGAUUUGCAAUUGUUAGUAUAUUCAAGAUGGUAGGGAUCAAUUUAUAUGUGACAGCCACUUGAAUGCGCUAGUUCUUUUGGUCUUUAGGUGGCUGUAUGCUUUGUGCUUCUGCAGAGCAACAUCUUGAAAAGUUGUAGAAAGUGCAACUCAAAUUCAUCCUGUACUCUCGACUAGAUAAAUCCCUGAAGCUGUCCAUUCUGCUCCUCACCAGUUAAGCCAGAUUACAGAGAACAUAAAGUUGAAAAAUCCUUGAGGCAGCAGGAUAUCCCAGUGAUGAUUUUACAUUUGCUAGGUUUAGGUCUGUCAUCAUCUGAAGAGAGAUACUUUUGUAAAAGUUUAAGAGCCUAUCCUAGUAUAUGGUCAAAAGUAUUUGGAGAGGCUUACUUACAUUUGAGGGCUUAAAACAAAAGUAAUGUUGAUUUUUGGGGAGGGGGGAUGGUGGAAGAGGAUCUUGUGUUUAUCUGUUGCAGCAAAAGCAAAUUCCUUGCAGCAUUUUAGAGACUAACAAAUUUAUGAUAUGACAGAAGUUUGGGGAUUGCAGUUCUUAAAACAGCUGAACUAUUGUUCAUACUCUUGGUUAUUUAUAAAAGUGAUGUUAAACUUUUAAAAAAUCAUACGUUGUCUUUAUGAAACCAAAAUAAAAAUGAGUCAGAUAAAAUAAUUGGCACUUAACAAAAGCUAACAUAAGAUGGAGGGGAGAAAAUAGUUUCUUCGAGCAAUUUGCAUUGUUACAUUCUCAGGCAUGUUGGUUACUAAUUGUGGAGAGGGCAUCAGUGGAAAUUAUGGCUAAGCAGAGCUGUUUACAGAAGAUCUAAACAGCAUAUGCUGCCAUAUCCCUCCAGUGCUUAAUUUUAUCUGCAUGGAUGAUGAAAAGGAGUCAACAAAGCAUUUACCUGUAUUAGUGGAAAAAAAGAGCCCAAUAUGGCUAUGCAGAGCUGCCCAAUUCUACAGAGAUCUGGCUGCGACGUUUUUGGAAUAGCUACAUUGAAAGAAGAGGAAGUGUCUUUGGAUUUUUAAUUUCAUUUUGCUUCCCAUACCUAGUUGACUGUAUGUGAAAUUUAUAAUUGGGGGAGGGGGGGAAGGUUGCCCUACCCAGGCAUUCCCAAAAUAUGUACUGUAAUUCUUUGUAUAUAAAAGAACAUAAUUACUGUAAAGUAAAGUUUAACUUUACUCUUA
Messenger RNA from Ahaetulla prasina, 13747 nucleotides. It is a transcript of the gene NSD1, whose product is annotated as nuclear receptor binding SET domain protein 1. The transcript has 22 exons. Gene Ontology annotation, cellular component: chromatin; nucleus. Gene Ontology annotation, molecular function: protein binding; histone H3K36 methyltransferase activity. Bases 599 to 8413 code for a protein of 2604 amino acids. Gene Ontology annotation, biological process: regulation of DNA-templated transcription. The record is from RefSeq and is a predicted model, not a curated record. NCBI's taxonomy places the organism in Eukaryota, Metazoa, Chordata, Lepidosauria, Squamata, Colubridae.